Molecule: messenger RNA, 3966 nt
Organism: Bipolaris victoriae FI3
Lineage: Eukaryota; Fungi; Ascomycota; Dothideomycetes; Pleosporales; Pleosporaceae
Exons: 7
Coding region: 1-3966 (1321 amino acids)
Biological process (GO): transmembrane transport
Cellular component (GO): membrane
Molecular function (GO): ABC-type transporter activity; ATP binding; ATP hydrolysis activity
Source: RefSeq, a predicted model, not a curated record
AUGACGCCCGGCGCACGCGUCACAAUGCCAGACUACACAGACGAUGCGAGCUCGGAAAGCCUGCCUCUUCUUGAUUCCGACGACAGCGAAAUCGAAGAGACAUGUUCUGUUCUCCACAGUACGCAAUGGGAGAGACACGUAGAGCCGUCCUUGGCAACAGUCCAACCUCAGGCUUUCGAGAGCGCCACGCUGUUUCGUCAGCGCUUCAUUCGCCAGAUCCUAGGACUGAACCCAUUUAGAACAUCCUACUUCACUCUGUACAGGCAGCUGGAUGACACCAGCUCCAAAGCCAUCCUAGCGCUGGCCAUAAUAUUUGCUGUGCUUGCAGGCCUGCCACUCCCGUUAAUAGGCGUGAUUCUAGGCCGCAUUAUCAACAACUUCCCGCCAAAUGCGGAUGAGCUAAGACAUUUGCUCUACCGUCUCAUGUCAGUUGCGGUUGGCUACUUUUUUGUCACGUGGGGAUGGUCCGUAUGUUGGGCCGUCACGGGCGAGCGCGUUAGUAGGAAAACCAGAGAGAGGCUCCUUCGUCGUGCUCUUGGUAUGGACAUGGCCUAUUAUGACACUGUCGCGCCGGACUUGUCCAGCAUCCUCACCGAAAAGACUCAAACCAUCCAGCUUGGAACCUCGGAGAAAGUAGGCCUCUUCAUUGCUUCAAUCAGCUACUUCAUCUCUGCAUUCACUGUAGGCUUUUUGCUCAACGCAAAGCUUACUGGGGUAAUGUUCUUCACUGUAAUACCUUCAAUGGCGUUCGUUGUCUGCUUUGGCACCAAGACCGUUUCAGAUCUUACCAAGCAAGCCUCAAUAUACACCGAGAAGGCUUCUUCUGUUGCAGAAAGUGCCAUCAGAGCAGUCCAGAUUGUGCAGGCCUUUGGCCUCUUUGAAAGACUCAGCGAAGAACAUGUGCAUCACCUUCGUUCUGCCCUCAGGAUAGGAGUGAAGAAGAGCUUUGCGGGUGCUCUUAUGCUUGGUUCGGUCUACUUUGUGGCUUACGCCACCAAUGCACUUGCAUUCUGGUAUGGCGAUCACCUACGACAUGGCAGCGCUGAAGCAGGAACUAUCUACGCUGUCGUUUUUCUCAUUCUAGAUGCCUCCUUUGUCGUUGGUUCUUUUGGACCUUUUAUACAAACAUUUGCAAUGGCUGCUGCUGCUGGAGCUGCAGUACUGGAUGUCCUGGAUCACCCCACUUCCGAGAUCGACGUUUACUCUGCUAAGGGGAAGCCAGCCCAAAAAGUGCAUUUUGAGAGAGAGUUGGUGCUCUCGGCAGUUUCGUUUGUCUACCCUGCUCGGCCUACCGUUCGUAUCCUUGACAGUGUUGAUCUGCGUCUCAAGCCUGGGCAAGUCACGGGCCUUGUUGGUCCAUCAGGAUCUGGAAAGUCUACCAUCGCCUCUUUGCUCUUGCGGCUGUACGAUCCCACAUAUGGCAACAUUAGCCUUGGGAAGGAUAAUUUGAAGUCCUUCAACCUUCAUAGCUUACGCUCACAUAUUGCACUUGUCACACAAAAUCCGGUACUUUUCACAGGAUCUAUCCUUGACAACAUCAAGCACGGUAUUCCCCAGGGAGAACUUCAACAUCUUACAGAAGAUGAAAUUCUUUCUCGAUGUCAGACAGCGGCAACCGAAGCAUACUGCGACUUUUUGGAGCGUCUGCCCGAGGGAAUCCACACCAAGAUUGGAACUGGCCCGCAGUCGCAGCUCUCUGGAGGCCAAAAACAGCGUAUUACUCUUGCCCGCGCAUUGGUCAGGAGCCCAUCCCUACUUCUUCUAGACGAAUUCACAAGCGCAAUGGAUGCCACAAGCGAGGCUGUAGUUCUCGAGAAUCUGCGACGUUCCUCAGCUGCGACCGGCCGAACCACCAUCAUUAUUGCGCAUCGACUUGCUACUGUAAAGGAUGCGGAUCGUAUCAUCGUGAUGCGGGACGGCACUAUUGAGCAAGAUGGAAAUCAUGAAUCUCUUGUUCAACAAAGAGACGGUAUAUAUGCCGAACUUAUCAGAGCACAGCAGUUUGAGAAAGGCCGCCCAUCUGCUGUUUCGUCUUCACGUUCUAGUAUACGACACUCUCACACGGAAGACGAGCGAGUGCCAAACGAUGUUGAGGAACAAGAUUCGAGAGGCUCGAGCGAAACGGGCAAUCAGCGCAAAAUGAAUGCUGCGGAGCUGAUUGGGAGAUCGUUGUCGUUGAGCCGCCUUGAAGCACCGGCGAUUGCCCUCGGUCUAUUUUCUUCAGUGUUUAGUGGUGCGGUUAUCAUUGGAGAGGCGCUCAUUUUUGGAAAUCUGGUACAACUUCUGAACGACACCAGCGGGUCUGACGAUACCACGCGCCAAAUUUCAUUUUACUGUCUACUCUUCUUUAUUCUGGCCAUUGUUGCUUUGGCCUCUCACUCUUUUGGAAAGACGGCUUUCGGUAUUGUGUCCGAAAACCUUACUCUGCGAGUCCGAGACCUCUCCUUCCGGACCAUCUUGCAACAGGACAUUGCGUGGUUCUCCAAGCCUGGACAUUCUCAUCAUGCGCUCAUGUCACGACUAAACUCUGAUAGUGGAAGCAUCAGCGGACUAUCCGGUGUUAUACUUGGGACGAUAUUUUCGAUCGCGACUUCAGUGGUUGGUGGCAUCAUUCUAGCUCAUAUUGUAGCGUGGAAGAUUGCUAUAGUGCUACUGGCAGCCGUGCCUGUCAUGCUUCUCGCUGGCUUCCUCCGUCUUCGCAUUUUGGCUAUUGCAGAGGACCACCACCAAACUGCAUAUAAUGGAGCGGCAGCCCUGGCAUCUGAGGCAACAUCUUCGAUGCAGAUUGUCGCAGUCUUUGGCCUUGAAGAGCACUUCUUCCAAGCCUAUAGGGAAGCAAUACGGAAACCGUACGAAGAGCAUCUUCGAUUUAGCAUGCUUGGCAAUAUUUUGUUUGCAUUUUCCUUGUCAAUUACUUACUUUGUGUACUCGUUGGCCUACUGGUGGGGCUCUAAACAAGUACGCAGUGGCAACUACACGCAACGAGACUUUUUUAUUGUACUUCCCGCGUUGCUGUUUUCUGCGCAAUCUGCAGGCCAGCUGUUCAGUCUGGCACCAGAAGUGACACGCGCAAAAGCUGCCGCGCAGAGCGUAUUUUCACUGCAUGAUGAGAAGCCCACGAUCAUGACAGAGUGCACGUCUUUGCCGACAAAUACCACACCAGAUACUGUGGGUCUGUUAUCUGAGUCUACAGCUUCAGCUUCAUACGGUACUUUUGGCGUUCGAGGAGAACUCGAGUUCCGUAAUGUCAGCCUUCAUUAUGAGAGUCGGCCGACUGUCCCUGCGUUGAAUGAUGUGUCUUUUCAGAUACGACCAGGCGAGAACGUGGCAUUCGUUGGCCGUUCAGGGGCUGGCAAAUCGAGUACGAUUCAUCUGAUAGAACGAUUCUUUGAUCCAACGUCUGGGCAAGUGUAUCUCGAUGGUCAGGACAUUCGCCAAGAACCUGUUCGUGACCACCGCGCCCGUCUAGCACUAGUGGAGCAAGAGCCAGACCUCUUCCCCGGUUCAGUCAAGUUCAACAUUGGCCUUGGUGAUCGCCCAGGUACCACCAGUAGCGAUGCAGACAUAGAGCGUGUGGCCAAAGAGUGCGAACUGCACAACUUCAUCAUGAGUUUACCAGAAGGCUAUAACACCGAGGUGGGAGCGCAUGGUUCCAAGCUCUCUGGCGGCCAGCGCCAGCGUCUCGCUAUCGCCCGAGCACUCAUCCGUGAUCCGGAAAUUUUACUGCUCGAUGAAGCAACAUCGCAGCUUGAUGCUAACACGGAGAGGGACAUCAGGAGAGCGAUUGCUGCUGCUUCAAAGGGUCGAACGACAAUUAUGAUUGCCCAUCGACUGGCAAGCGUACAACAUGCCGAUCGCAUAUUUGUGUUUGAUGCGGGACGAAUUGUUGAGCAGGGCAGACACGAGGAGCUUGUGGCCCUAGGAGGCAUCUAUGCAGGCAUGGUUGCUACGCAGGAGCUGGACUAA